Molecule: messenger RNA, 894 nt
Organism: Perkinsus marinus ATCC 50983
Lineage: Eukaryota; Perkinsozoa; Perkinsida; Perkinsidae
Product: U2 small nuclear ribonucleoprotein, auxiliary factor, small subunit, putative
Exons: 7
Coding region: 1-837 (278 amino acids)
Biological process (GO): mRNA splicing, via spliceosome
Cellular component (GO): U2AF complex; spliceosomal complex
Molecular function (GO): pre-mRNA 3'-splice site binding; metal ion binding
Source: RefSeq, a predicted model, not a curated record
AUGGCUGAGCAUCUUGCCCGAAUCUUCGGCACUGAAGAGGACCGUGUGAACUGCCCUUUCUACUUCAAGAUCGGUACAUGCCGUCACGGUGACCAAUGCUCUCGACAGCACAAUAGGCCGGUCUCUAGUCAGACCGUCCUCCUCAAGGGAAUGUACCAGAAUCCCCCAGCUGCCAUUGCUCUGGCUGAGGGUCAGGAUAUUCCUGAUGAACAGGCUGAUGCCGCCCAGGAGCACUUCGAAGCCUUCUAUGAGGAGGUUUUCUUAGAGCUUGCUAAUUAUGGGGAAAUCGAGGAUCUCGCUGUCGUUGAUAAUAUCGGAGAUCAUAUGAUUGGUAACGUCUAUGUUAAAUAUGUGAAGGAAGAAAGCGCUGAAAUGUGUAUACAAAAGUUAACUGGGAGGUUCUAUGCCGGUCGUAUCAUUCAGCCUGAAUACUCGCCAGUCACGGAUUUCAGUGAAGCCAGGUGCCGUCAGUUUGAUGAUGCUCAGUGUUCCCGAGGAGGCUUCUGUAACUUCAUACAUUGGAAACACGUCCCGAGGAAGCUGAGGAGGAGACUCUAUCGUAAGAUGUACGAGCAACACCCGGAAUACCGCAGUCGCUCACGAUCGAGGUCGAGAGAACGUCGUCGCUCCAGGAGUCGUGAUCGUGGACACCGUAGUGGACACGGUGGUCAUCACCAUCAUGGCGACGAUCGCGAUCGUCGUGACCGCGGCGGCCGCGAUGAUCGAGGCCGUGACCGUGGCCGUGAGAGGCAGACUUCAGAGGAACGUCGUGCUAUGAUAGACCAAUGGAAUCGUGAAGCCGAGGCUCAAGGUGGCAUCGACCAAGCUCAGCUUUGAGGUCAUCGAACUUGCGACGGGCGGUUUCCCUGCAGUGCCCAUAGACAUUGCUUAUUG